Molecule: messenger RNA, 1386 nt
Organism: Penicillium maclennaniae
Lineage: Eukaryota; Fungi; Ascomycota; Eurotiomycetes; Eurotiales; Aspergillaceae
Exons: 4
Coding region: 1-1386 (461 amino acids)
Biological process (GO): carbohydrate transport; transmembrane transport
Cellular component (GO): membrane
Molecular function (GO): carbohydrate:proton symporter activity
Source: RefSeq, a predicted model, not a curated record
AUGACGAAGAUCUCAACGCUUCUAUCAGCCGUUUUCUUAGCCAUUGGGGGUUUCCUCUUCGGCUAUGAUAGUGGUAUCAUCACCUCGACCAUCGGCCAGAGUGAAUUCAUCAAAUAUUUCAAUAAUCCCAGCGAUAAUGUCACUGGCGGCAUCGUUUCUGCGUUCCAAGGAGGCGCUAUUCUGGGAACUAUCAUCAAUGUUUUUACUGGCGACCGUCUUGGUCGCAAGCUUUCAGUCUUCGCAGGUGCUUGUGUGUCGUGCUUCGGAUGUGCUCUGCAAGCAGGCUCGGUGAAUAUGGUUAUGUUGAUCAUUGGGCGAUUUAUCGCCGGAGUCGCGGUCGGGAUGCUCACAUCCAUUGUGCCAAUGUACGCGGGUGAGAUGGCUGAGUCUUCGACUCGUGGUAUGAUGUCUGGUCUGUUGCAGUGGAUGCUGAGCUGGGGAUAUCUGAUUGCUCAGUGGUUGGGAUAUGGGUGUUCAUUCGUGAACAAUCCUUUCCAAUGGCGUUUCCCGCUUGCAUUCCAGUGCAUUCCUGGGAUCAUCUUGGACCGACACGAUGAGGCUCUGUCUACCCUUCAGAGACUCCACGGUGAUGGAACCCCAGAGAAGGACCAAUACAUCGAACUCGAGUUCCAAGAGAUUCGCGAUGCCAUCGAAGCCGAGCGCGCCUCAACCCGUAUCACUUGGUCUUCAAUUCUCACCAAGUCCUCUUGGCGUCGGCGUCUUAUUUUCGGAUGUGCUGUGCAAGCCUUUGGUCCUUUGUCCGGUAUCAAUGUCAUCAACUACUACGGUACUCGCAUUUACGCGUCUCUUGGAAUUGACACCCACACCUCACUCAUGAUCAUUGGCAUUUCCGGUGCCCUGUCCAUUGCAUACUGUACUGGAGGCCUCUGGGCACUGGAGCGAGUCGGCCGUAUCAAGCCCCUGAUCAUCGGUUCCGCAGGAAUGGCCCUCGCCCUCGUUGCCAACGCCGCCAUGUCCCAGCACUACGAUGAAACCAACCAGAACCAGCUUCGUGCCAUGGUCGCAAUGAACUUCGUGUUCAGCUUCUUCUACACUUUCAUUGGUAUUAUCUCCUGGGUGUACCCGGCGGAGAUCUUCCCUGUCGAUAUUUGCAACCAGGGUAACUCCGUAACGACCUUUACAAACUGGACUAUGAAUUUGGUUUUUGCUCAGUUCUCUCCGACCGCGCUCACCAGUAUUGGUUUCCGCUAUUUCUAUGUGUUCUUUGUUUUCAACAUCAUUGCCGCGGUCUCUUAUGUGUUCUUCUUCCCGGAGACCAAGGGGAAGACUUUGGAGCAGAUGGAUUUGCUGUUUGGGGAUAGCAAUACCCCUCCGGAGCUUGAUGAGAAAAGGACGGCUCAGGUGGUUGUUGAGCAUGCGGAAUGA